Messenger RNA from Hyaloperonospora brassicae, 780 nucleotides. The record is from the annotation of a GenBank genome assembly. NCBI's taxonomy places the organism in Eukaryota, Oomycota, Peronosporomycetes, Peronosporales, Peronosporaceae.
AUGACCGCCGCCUCGUUCCGGUGCCUACCGCAGCCGCUGCAGCUCGCAAUCGCUGCCGCUGCCUCUCGUCGUCGUCGGCCGCCGUCUCCACUCGUCUGUCCGUAUGAGGACCUGCGCUGCUCGAUCUGCUUCGACAUCCUGUGCUUCCCCGUUACGCUGCCCUGCGGACACAACUUUGAUCGCGGCUGUAUCUUGACAGCAUGGGCACAUGGCUCGACUUUGCUGUCGCCGUCCCGUCGAGCUCCUGGCCUGCCGCAGCGCGCCCACUUGUGUCCACUGUGUCGACAACAAGCUGGCAUUCAUUCAGCAGAAGCGUUGCAGGUGAAUUUGCUGCUCAAGGCGCUCAUUGCGUCGUUGUAUCCUGCCGAGACCCAGAUGGCAACUAUUCCGGCCAAACAACAGGGUCCGCGCGUGACGCUGCUGCCACCGCUGGCUCCGCGCACAAAUGGAGGCAGUGCACUCACGACCAACACGGCAGCUUCGGCGUUCCGUCGACGGCCAAGUCUCCGCACGUUUUCGUCCUUCAUUUACGUGUGUGCAGCGUCAGUCACUGACCCGCCCGGCUUUGUCCUCGCAGUGUUGCUGCUACUGAUACUUGUGGCGACAGCUUGCAGUCCCCAACCGGCAAGUGCACCGCCAGCGGCCUCUGCGAUGAUCAUGUUUGACACGAUGGAUCGCGUGUGUAACGGACUGUCGUUCGUUAUCCACCGGAUCUCGAUGCAAAUGGAUCAAUUGGAUCAGGUCUCGCCGUGGAUCCGCCUGCUCUCGUACGUGCUCUAG